Messenger RNA from Striga asiatica, 793 nucleotides. Lineage: Eukaryota; Viridiplantae; Streptophyta; Magnoliopsida; Lamiales; Orobanchaceae. The record is from the annotation of a GenBank genome assembly.
CAAACCGGCCCAUUAGCAUUUUUCAAACCGGCCGGUCGACUGCACUCCCACACCAACACAGCAUCGUCAAAAUCAAGGCUGCUUUUCUUCGCCGGAGAUUAUGGAUCCAUAAAAUGGAGCGACCACGCUUGGUGGAGGGUGGAAGGCUAGAAGCUUCACUGCUUCAAAUGGUCGACGAUCACAAUCGUGCUUCCGUUGAACUUCGAGAACACACCGAGAGAGCUAAAAGAGAUGCUAUUCGGAAGGCAGCGCGGGUGUCGGAUCUACUGGUGAACUCGGUUAACGGCGGAGUGCAGGAGAUCUUCGUGAACGAGAAGCGGAUUGAAAUGGAAAUCCGAGCACUGGCGGCGACCAUUGCGCGGUUCUCGAAGCAGACCGAACGGUGGCUCGCAGCUUCUCACGCCAUCAACAAUGCCGUCAAGGUGGAUCAAGAAAUGCCACAAGUUAGAACCACGGAUUAAUUUAAUGGCUUCAAGCCCACUCCAUAUCGACAACUCGAAAGCAUCAAAGAAGAUUCUCAUGGGUUUUUGGGAUCAUGAGUGAGCAUCACUAUCUCUUUAAAAAGUUUCAGGUCCAACAUUUUUAAUUUAUCGUGAUAUUUUAGUUCUUGUACAUUUUUUUAGUUUGAGACCCGGUCUGUAACUUGUGUUUGUAUGUGGCACCAGCUUACGGAACAUUUGAUGUUAUAUUAAAUUUUAGUUCUUUCUGUCGUGGAAUAUUUGAUGUUAUAUUAAAUUUAGGGUGAAAACAUUUUGCUGGUUGUUAGACAUUGUGUGUUAUUGAUCCUGCUCGA